Molecule: messenger RNA, 210 nt
Organism: Iphiclides podalirius (scarce swallowtail)
Lineage: Eukaryota; Metazoa; Arthropoda; Insecta; Lepidoptera; Papilionidae
Source: the annotation of a GenBank genome assembly
AUGGCCGCCGUCGCAAGACAGCGCAGUGGCGCGCAUCGAUUAGCGCCCGACGCCGCGUCAGCCGCCGACGCAACGACGAGCGACUCGAAAUCGCAACGCGCCCUAGCUUAUGCCCAUUCGAUUCGUCCGCCGAUUCGACACCCCAGCCUAGAUAGUCCCGAAAUGACGAUCACUAUACGAUUCGGCAUCACAGCCAAGAUAAUCACGAAA